Molecule: messenger RNA, 1127 nt
Organism: Nasonia vitripennis (jewel wasp)
Lineage: Eukaryota; Metazoa; Arthropoda; Insecta; Hymenoptera; Pteromalidae
Product: histidine-rich glycoprotein-like
Exons: 3
Coding region: 107-388 (93 amino acids)
Source: RefSeq, a predicted model, not a curated record
GCUCGCUGCCCCGUAAGGCAUGUAGUGUCUCGUGGCCCAUCGCACAAGAUAAACAUACACCUCCUCUCCUUUACUCAAGUUGAGUAUAUCACUCUCACUAGACAACAUGAAGCUGAUCAUUGUUCUGUUCGCCGUCGUCGUGGCCGCCAGCGCCUUCCCAGGCUACGAGCAUCAUCAUGAGGAACACGUCCACGCCAUCCAGGUGCCCCAGCCGCAUCCGAUUCCCCCGAUUCACCCCAAGCCCCUCCACCUGAAGGUCCACAGCCAGGCCCACCAGUUCCACUACCACGACGCCAAGCCCCACCACCCCCACCUCAUCGGCUACGAGGUCUACCAUGAGCCCAAGGCUGAGAUCAAGCACGUCCAUGGACACCACGCUUCCUGGUAAAUCGUAGCAGCGUAACCGGAACCGCCGCCGAGAGGAGAUAACUGCAGCGCAACUACCCCCCCCUCAAGUCCAGCACCAACAACAUUACUCUCUCUCUCUCUCUCGAUACGCAGCGGAAUCAUCACACCAGCGAGCCAACGAUCGAUCAACCCUCUCUAUCUCACUCUCAAAAAGGAUAAACGACUCCGAGGAUGCGGGACGGACCCCCUAUUUUAGGGGGCUGUCCCCCUACUCGUACCUCCAUUUCAAUUACACGAUUAUAGCCAAAUUGCUAAGCAAAUUCAAAAGAGCGACGCGUGCGGAUCGUUGGUGCGACACACCGCGAGGAUGAAAAAUCUUCUUCUAUUCAAUUAAACGAAAUACAACAACAAACAAACAAAAAAAAGUGCUUUUUCCUUCACAUAGACACCGUCAAAAAGUCGAGCCUACUCUGUAUCCUACUACCUCCUACGUAACAGCCCGUGAUGUCCUCUCUUCGUUUUCUUUUCGGUACUCAUAAUUGCUCGUGAUCUUGUGCGAUGUACGACGUAUAUUGGCUAAUUUUGUAUACACGGGCUGUGCUGUAUAUUGCUCUUCUUUGUUGCGUACAUUUAGGCGCCAAACUUUGUACCAAAAGCCCCCCUAUUUUUUGUUCUCUGUGACCCCACCCACCGCCCCCCUCAAAAAAAAAAGCGUUCGAACACUUUUAUUUAUUUUCUAAUAAAAGUUUAUUUUUGCGUCUUGUGAUACACCAGGCAAA